This is a messenger RNA of Sinocyclocheilus anshuiensis, 758 nucleotides long. Its product is annotated as interleukin-17 receptor A-like. NCBI's taxonomy places the organism in Eukaryota, Metazoa, Chordata, Actinopteri, Cypriniformes, Cyprinidae. The record is from RefSeq and is a predicted model, not a curated record. The transcript has 7 exons. Bases 1 to 726 code for a protein of 241 amino acids. Gene Ontology annotation, molecular function: interleukin-17 receptor activity.
AUGAAAAUCUCACCCCUGCAUCUCAUUGAACUCCCUCCGAUGGAAUGUUCUCAAGAGGGAGUAGAAUGCAGGGUUCAAGUAGGUAACUGUUUAGAUGAGGGUUGGGUGGUGCCAAGGUAUGAUGCCCCAGGGUUUCCUAUUGUAACUGCGAAGGUAGCAGCCAAGAGGGAUGACAGUGGACAGUUUGCACCUGUUCUAUUUAUUACAUGGAGACAGUUACCUGACGGUAGUGUAUUCACCCUCAAAGGGACUGAAGUGCGUGUGGUUGAAAUGUCCACAAAUCACAGUGUUUGUGUUCGUUACAUUUUUUGUAACACACUGAGGACAAAAAAAACAGUACAGGGCAGGUGGACAUUUUCUUUGGACAGAAUUGUGGUCAUUCCCAACUUUAAAUACCAGGUUUUUGUAACCAAUUUACCAAAGUCAGACAAAGGGAACUGUCCAAUGAUAACCAACAUCACAGUUCCAGAGCGCAUUUGGGAUACGAAGGUAAAAUGGUCAGUGCCAAAAUAUAAAGAAAAUGGUGACUUGGUGAUAACCAUAGAAUUUGAACCAGAAGAGUUCUCUGACCAAUACAAAGUCUCCAUCUGCAGUCCUGACCUUCACCCAGAUGCGGUAUACUCCACACUGCCACCUGUUGAUAAUAAACCCCCAUUUCUGAGGGUUAAUUUCACGCUGGAAGCAUGGCGGAUAAAUCACUGUUUUUUGGAAUUGGUGGUGAGUUAAGCCUACGAUACACAGAGCAACUUUUUGAGCAA